CGUAUACAGACACUUUAAGAAGGUUUUAGAAGCAUUAUGUCGCCUUGGAUGCCUCAUAAUUAAACCUCCCAAUAUGGAUGAGAUACCUCCAGAGAUUAUGACAAAUCCUAAAUUCUAUCCAUGGUUUGUGGAUUGUGUUGGUGCUAUUGAUGGAACUCAUAUUAGUGCUUGUGUACCUGCUUCUAAACAAAUUCCAUUUCGAGGAAGAAAAGCUCAAAUCACGCAGAACAUUAUGUGUGCUUGCUCGUUCGAUAUGUUGUUCACAUUUGUAUAUACGGGAUGGGAAGGAACUGCCAAUGAUGCAAGAGUACUCAUGGAUGCCAUAUCGAACGAAGAAAACAAAUUCCCAAUUCCCAGAGAAGGAAAGUAUUAUGUUGUUGACUCCGCUUACACAAACAUGCCUGGGUUUCUGACACCUUAUCGUGGAGAACGGUAUCACUUGCGUGAUUUUAGGGGAAGAAGUCGACAAGCAAAUGGUCCUAUGGAAUUAUUCAAUCAUAGGCACUCCUCUUUACGUAAUGUUAUUGAAUGUUGUUUUGGAGUAUGGAAAAGUAGGUUUCAAAUAUUGAAAUGCAUGCCAAAUUAUCCACUUCGCAGACAAAGACUCAUUCCCGUUGCAUGUUGUACUUUACACAACUUCAUUCGCUUAAAUUCAAGGAAUGACGAACUGUUUCGUCAAUUCAUGGCAUAAGAUCUUCUAGUGGCAGAUGAAGAAAGUUCAAGUACUGGUCAAGAAAGCACAGCAAUUGACAUUGAUGUAAGCGCAGCGAAUAUUGAGCUGAUGAAUAAUGUUAGAGAUGACAUAGCAGGGACAAUGUGGAUUUAUCAUCA
This is a messenger RNA of Papaver somniferum (opium poppy), 831 nucleotides long. RefSeq lists its product as uncharacterized. The record is from RefSeq and is a predicted model, not a curated record. The transcript is spliced from 3 exons. Bases 74 to 691 code for a protein of 205 amino acids. NCBI's taxonomy places the organism in Eukaryota, Viridiplantae, Streptophyta, Magnoliopsida, Ranunculales, Papaveraceae.